Messenger RNA from Tupaia belangeri chinensis (Chinese tree shrew), 3478 nucleotides. RefSeq names its product carnosine synthase 1 (gene CARNS1). The record is from RefSeq and is a predicted model, not a curated record. Gene Ontology annotation, molecular function: ATP binding; metal ion binding; ATP hydrolysis activity. Bases 22 to 2868 code for a protein of 948 amino acids. Gene Ontology annotation, biological process: carnosine biosynthetic process. The transcript is spliced from 9 exons. Lineage: Eukaryota; Metazoa; Chordata; Mammalia; Scandentia; Tupaiidae.
CUCAGCCUCUCCACCUGCAAGAUGCUCUCGCUGGAUCCACUGGGUCCCAAGUGGGAUUGCCCCCUGGGCUCCAAGGACCUGGAAGAAGAGGAGAGCCCAGGGGGAGGGGGCUCCGACCUCCCACCCACAGGCUGCUUUCCUGGCUCCUGGCGCCAGGAUGUGGGCCUGGACUGCAAAGGCUCCCCUGAAGGGGCUGCGGCCCGGGCCUGGACUGUCUACUACUACAGCCUCCUGCAGAGUUGUCUGCAGCAAGCUGGCCUCCCGGAGACCCAGGACCGCAGCCAGGUGCCCCGUACAGGCUGCCCUGGGGCAGAAGUGACCUUGUGCAUCCUGGGAUCCCCCAGCACCUUUCUGUCCGUGCUGCUGGAGGGCGGCGUCCAGAGUCCCGGAAACAUGCUCCUUUGCCUGUCACCUGCUUGGCUGACGAAGGUGCCAGCACCCGGGCAACCGGGUGAGGCAGCCCUGCUGGUCUCCAAGGCCGUGAGCUUCCAUCCGGGGGGCCUGACAUUCCUGGAUGACUUUGUACCCCCACGCCGUGCCACCUACUUCUUGGCAGGCCUAGGGCUGGGGCCUGGCCAAGGCCGGGAGGCAGCAGAGCUUGCCCGUGACCUGACCUGCCCCACAGGAGCUUCGGCUGAGCUGGCCCGGCUGCUAGAGGACCGGCUGCUGACACGGCGGUUGCUGGCCCAGCAAGGCGGUGCGGCUGUGCCAGCUACCCUAGCUUUCACCUACAAGCCGCCAGGGUUGCUUCAGGGAGGGGAUGCCAGCCCGGGACUACGGCUGGUGGAGCUGAGUGGCAAAGAGGGCCAGGAAACACUGGUGAAAGAGGAAGUAGGGGCCUUUCUGCACUCCGAGGCCCUGGGUGAUGCCCUUCAGGUGGCUGUGAAGCUCAGUGGCUGGCGAUGGCGGGGGUGGCAGACAUUGCACCUGCACCCACGGAGGGAGCUGGACACAGUGGUGGACACAGUGCUGGCCUUGCUGGAGAAGCUGGAGGAGGAGGAGAGCAUCCUGGUAGAGGCUGUGUGCCCACCUCCCCAGCUGCCUUUUCCAGGUGGUCCCUCUCCUGGCCCCGAACUGGCUAUGCGUAUCUGUGCCGUGGUGUGUCGGACACAAGGUGACAGGCCUCUGCUGAGCAAGGUGGUGUGCGGUGUGGGUCGCAGAGACCGGCCUCUUCGGCACCAGAGCUCCCUGCCGAGGACGCUGGAGGUGGCGCUGGCCCAGUGUGGCUUGCGUGAGGCGGCGCAGGUGGGGGUCGUGCGGCAGCGCGUCAAGGCGGCGGCCGAGGCCCGGCUGGCCGCGGUACUGGCCCUGGAGGCCGGCCUGAGCGCCGAGCAGCGCGGCGGGCGCCAGGCCCGCAUUGACUUCCUCGGUGUGGACUUCGCACUGUCGGUGGUGGACCGAGCGCUGACGCCGGUGGCUCUGGAGCUGAACAGUGGCCUGUGCUUGGAGGCGUGCGGCGCAUUUGAAGGGCUGUGGGCCGCGCCGCGUCUGGGCGAGGAGGCGGCGGCCGCGCCGUUGGUGGAGACCAUGCUCCGGCGCUCGGCGCGAUGCCUCAUGGAGGGCAAACAGAUAUUGCUGGUCGGCGCCGGCGGUGUCAGCAAAAAGUUCGUGUGGGAGGCGGCGCGCGACUACGGGCUCAAGCUGCACUUGGUGGAGUCAGACCCCAACCACUUCGCAUCCCAGUUGGUACAGACCUUCAUCCACUUUGAUGUGACGGAGCACCGGAGGGAUGAGGAGAACGCACGGCUGCUGGCAGAGUUGGUACGAGCACGUGGCCUGCAGCUCGAUGGCUGCUUCUCCUACUGGGAUGACUGCCUGGUGCUCACAGCUCUGCUCUGCCAGGAGCUGGGUCUGCCUUGCAGCCCCCCGGCUGCUAUGCGUCUGGCCAAGCAGAAGAGCCGCACCCAGCUACACUUGUUGCGCUGCCGCGGCCCACCCUGGCCUGCGCCCUCUCUUCAUGCCGUGCCCUGCUGCCCACUGGAGAGCGAAGCUGACGUGGAGAGGGCUGUCCAUCAGAUACCCCUGCCAGGUGUCAUGAAGCUGGAGUUCGGGGCAGGUGCAGUGGGUGUGCGACUGGUGGAGGAUGCGUCACAGUGCCAUGAACACUUUUCUCGAAUUGCCCGUGACUUGCAGGGUGAGGCUGACCACCCGGGCAUUGGACUGGGCUGGGGUAAUGCCAUGUUGUUGAUGGAGUUUGUGGAGGGCACUGAGCACGACGUGGACUUGGUGUUGUUUGGUGGGCGGCUGCUAGCUGCCUUUGUCUCUGACAAUGGUCCUACAAGGCUGCCUGGUUUCACUGAGACAGCAGCCUGCAUGCCUACUGGGCUGGCGCCAGAGCAGGAGGCACAGAUGGUGCAGGCAGCUUUCCGCUGCUGCUUGGGCUGUGGUCUGCUUGAUGGGGUUUUCAAUGUGGAGCUCAAGCUGACCGGUGCCGGGCCUCGGCUCAUUGAAAUCAACCCCCGCAUGGGUGGCUUCUAUCUGCGUGACUGGAUUCUGGAGCUCUAUGGCGUGGACCUGCUGUUGGCUGCUGCUAUGGUGGCCUGUGGCCUGCGGCCUGCCCUGCCCACCCACCCACGUGCCCGUGGUCACCUGGUGGGCAUCAUGUGCCUGGUGUCUCAGCACCUGCAAGCACUAAGUUCCACUGCCAGUCAUGAGACCCUGCAAGCCAUGCAUGACCAGGGCCUACUGCGCCUUAAUCUGCUAGAGGAAGCCCUGGUGCCUGGCGAGUAUGAGGAGCCCUAUUGUAGUGUGGCCUGUGCUGGGCCCAGCCCCGCUGAGGCCCGCCACCGCCUGCUGGGCCUCUGCCAGGGCCUGGGCAUUGAUGGACCCAACUAUCCUGUUGCUCACUUCCUGUCUCACUUCAAAUAGCACUGGAGUUAGGGAGCAGGAACCAUGUGCUGGGGGAGGGGCUUGGUACCCUCUGCUUCCUCAUGCUCUUCCUGCCUUUCUCCCUAUAGCCCUGCCCCGAUAGCCUGGCCCACUCCAGUGCCUCAGGUCUGCUUCAGAAUGGCAGGGCUGUUUUGACACCAAAGUUCUCUGGGCUCAAGGGCUACCAAAGCAACUAUGUUGGCCCUCACAAAGGCCAACACCUGCCCCUGGAUUCUAACCUUGGAGAAAGUACAAUAGCUGUAUACACAGACUGCCACUAUUCUCCUCUCGCCCCCCGGGUGGGAGUGGGUUCCAACCCAGCCGUUGCCCCCACCCCACCAGGUCUGGAUCUCUUCCUGCCACCUACACGAAGAGAGUACCUGGCUAGGCCCCUGGCCUUGGACAAAUCCCAGAGAAACCUGAGACUAAAGCCCCUGUCUUCCUCUUACCUCAAUUCCAGGAUGGUUUUAAAGCCUGCUAAAAACUUUUGGCCUACUGGCCCUACUUGCCUCAUUUGGCCUGAGCAAAAGAAGCAGGUGCCCUGUGGUCAGCAGUAAUCAUCUCCCCUCACACCUAGGCAGACACUACUGCUCCCAUUCUAUAGAAGAGG